CUUUGAAGACAAUUACUGUUAUGAAGUAUCCUUACAGUGUGGAAGAAGAGCGUGCACCUCCGUGUGCUGUCAGGUCUGAAGUUUGGUCUUUUAUCUGAAAUUAGACAGUCUGCGUUCUCCCGUUACAAUGGCUGAUCAAUCAGAUCGCUUUGACGGAAUGCUGAUGGCGAUGGCGCAGCAAUGUGAGGGCGGAAUACACGAGCUUCUAGACCAUUUCUUUGGAUUUCUGGACAGAAAAACAGAUUUUUUUCUGGGUGGAGAAAAAGGGUAUGCAGAAAAGAUUGUUUUGCAGAAGUUUCGUGAACACCAGAAAAAAGCAUUAGAGAAAAAGGAACAAGAACAGAAAGAAGGAGAAGCUUUAAAGGCUGCAAAGGCUCAGAAAGAAUCUACAAACAAGAGUAAAGCCUCUAUACAAGAAGUUACAGAUGAGGAAGCCAAAAGAAUAGAGGAAGAAGAAAAGAGGCGAAAAACACUCGCUGACACAAAUGUUGAUAGUAGCAAGGAUGAACCAAAAAAAGAGGAAGAUGAGGAGGAGGAGGAGGAUGAGGAUGCUAAAGGGAAAAUAAAACCAAAUGCUGGAAACGGAGCAGAUCUGCCAAACUACAAAUGGACGCAGACAUUAGAAGAAAUUGAAUUACGAAUCCCAUUAGAUGUCAGCUUUAAGCCAAAAGGGAAAGAUGUUGUUGUGGAUAUUCAGCAAAAGCAUUUAAAGGCAGGUCUUAAAGGUCACCCACCUAUUAUUGAUGGGGAUUUUCCCAAAAAGGUCAAAUUGGAGGAGUGCACUUGGCUCAUCGAUGGAAAAAAUCUUGUCUUGAACCUUGAAAAAGUGAACAAGAUGGAAUGGUGGUCUCAACUAGUGACAUCCGAUCCAGAAAUAAACACAAAGAAAGUACAGCCUGAAAAUUCAAAGUUGUCUGAUCUGGACGGUGAAACAAGAGGCAUGGUGGAAAAGAUGAUGUUCGAUCAGCGACAGAAACAGAUGGGUCUACCCACAUCUGACGAACAGAAGAAACAGGACGUUCUUAAAAAAUUUAUGGAACAACAUCCCGAAAUGGACUUUUCCAAAGCAAAGUUCUCGUAGCUAAAAGGCUGAGUUAAACUACGAAGUGAAUCGAAUCAAGAACGGUUUGCAGUGUCUUGUGUUUUUACUUCCACCCUGUCAAUGAAACUCAACUGUUAAAGAAAAUAUAUAUGGAAAUAUUUUC
This is a messenger RNA of Nematostella vectensis (starlet sea anemone), 1205 nucleotides long. Its product is annotated as nuclear migration protein nudC. The transcript is spliced from 12 exons. The record is from RefSeq and is a predicted model, not a curated record. Bases 128 to 1081 code for a protein of 317 amino acids. NCBI's taxonomy places the organism in Eukaryota, Metazoa, Cnidaria, Anthozoa, Actiniaria, Edwardsiidae. Gene Ontology annotation, biological process: protein folding. Gene Ontology annotation, cellular component: cytoplasm.